This is a messenger RNA of Syzygium oleosum, 1659 nucleotides long. RefSeq names its product aldehyde oxidase GLOX. The coding region runs from base 1 to 1659 and encodes 552 amino acids. The transcript has a single exon. NCBI's taxonomy places the organism in Eukaryota, Viridiplantae, Streptophyta, Magnoliopsida, Myrtales, Myrtaceae. The record is from RefSeq and is a predicted model, not a curated record.
AUGUCAAACUUGUUCGUACCUAUUUCACUGCUCUCACUUCUCAUCAUCUUUCAUCCUUUCAUCACCACAUCUGAAAUAUUGCCGUUCCGCAAUGGCCGAGAAGGUGAGUGGCGCCUCCUCCGACCGAGCAUCGGCAUCUCGGCCAUGCACAUGCAACUCCUCCACGACAACAAGGUUGUCGCGUUCGACAGGACGGACUUCGGCCCAUCAAACCUCUCUCUUCCGGGGGGCCGCUGCCGCUACGACUCCAAUGACACUUCCCUGAAAGUCGACUGCACUGCACACUCGGUUCUAUACGACGUGGAGAUGAACAGUUUUCGUCCUCUCAUGGUGCAAACCGACACAUGGUGCUCAUCGGGCGCCAUGAGUCCGAAUGGCUCUCUUAUUCAGACGGGAGGAUUCAAUGACGGCGAUCGCGCUGUACGGGUAUUUACCCCAUGCGAUGCCGAUUCAUGCGAUUGGGUCGAGUAUCCUAGUUACUUAUCUCAACGUAGAUGGUAUGCCACUAAUCAAAUUCUACCGGAUGGUCGAAUUAUUAUCAUUGGUGGGAGGAGGGAGUUUAACUAUGAGUUCUACCCUAAAAAUGAAGACCCUUAUUCUGCUUCCUCGGGGUCUUUUUGGCUUCAAUUUCUAUUGGAAACUAGAGAUGAGAGUGAGAACAAUCUAUACCCUUUUGUUCACCUUCUUCCUGAUGGAAAUCUCUUCAUCUUUGCCAAUACAAGGUCAAUAUCUCUAGAUUACAACCACAACAGAGUGGUGAAAGAGUUUCGUCCAAUCCCUAUUAGCGAUCCUCGAAAUUAUCCUAGCUCGGGCUCGUCGGUCUUGCUUCCUAUCGACGAGAACAAGGCCGUUGAAGCUGAGAUCAUGAUUUGCGGUGGUGCACCGAGAGGUGCAUUCACACAAGCGAGCCAAGGCAAUUUCGUGAGAGCAAGUUCUUCGUGUGGGAGGCUUAGGGUUUCGGACGAAGACCCUAGAUGGGUAAUGGAAAACAUGCCAAUUGCUAGGGUUAUGGGCGAUAUGCUUCUUCUAGCCACUGGAGAUGUCAUCAUCAUCAACGGCGUGGAACGCGGCACCGCCGGAUGGGAGCUUGGCCAAUCGCCGGUGACCAGACCGGUCAUUUAUCGGCCGAACGGGAGCCCGGAUUGGAGAUUUUCGGUCAUGGCAGCUUCUCCAAGACCGAGACUCUACCACUCAACAGCCAUUUUGCUAGCGGAUGGGAGAGUGCUAGUCGGAGGAAGCAACCCACAUAGAUACUACAACUUCACCGAUGUGGACUAUCCCACCGACUUAAGCUUAGAAGCCUUCUCGCCGCCUUAUCUAUCGAUCGAGCACAAACCAUUUCAGCCUCGGAUUUUAUCCAUGAACGAGAUUCUAAUGCUCGGGCAACCCUUUUCGCUCACCUUCUUUGUGCCCCUGUACUUGUCCGAGAACAUACUGUCCAUUAGGAUCGUUGCUCCUUCAUUCACCACACAUUCACUGGCAAUGAACCAGAGAAUGGUGGUGCUCAAGUUGGUCGGGGUGUCGCGCUUGACACCUGAUUCGUAUAACUUGACUGCGGUCGGGCCAUCGACGGCAGAAAUAGCGCCACCGGGCUACUACAUGUUGUUUGUGGUGCAUGCUGGUAUACCAAGCCGGGGGAGUUGGGUGAAGAUACAGUGA